UCGCUCGCCAGCAGACAGGGACAUGGCUGCGCGCGUGGGCCUGGUCCUCCCGCACGCGCUCCUCGCCUCCUCCCGAGCUCUCACCUCGUGCCGUGCCCGUGCUCGCCUCCCCAAUCCUCCUCCCACCUUCCCUACUACCUACCACCGCAGCGCCUCCUCCUCCGCCGCCUCGCCGCCGCGCCUCCGCUCCCGCUCCCACCGCGCGUCGCCGCGUGUCCUGCCGGUCCGCUCCAUGGCGUCUGGGAACCCCUACGCCGCCGAGCUCGCCGCGGCAAAGAAGGCCGUCACCCUCGCCGCCCGCCUCUGCAAGACAGUGCAACAGGACAUUGUGCAUUCGGGUAUUCAGUCUAAGGCAGACAAAAGUCCUGUCACCGUGGCCGAUUAUGGGUCUCAAAUAUUGGUCAGUCUUGCCUUGACGAUGGAAGUAUCUGGCCCAUUUUCAUUGGUGGCUGAGGAGGACUCAGAAGAAUUGAGAAAAGAUGGUGCUGAAGAAAUUUUGGAAGAAAUUACUGAUCUUGUGAAUGAAACCAUCGUUGAUGAUGGUUCAUAUAACAUUUCAUUUUCAAAGGAAGGUAUCCUCUCAGCGAUUGAUGAUGGCAAGUCUGAGGGAGGAUCAUCUGGACGACAUUGGGUCCUAGAUCCAAUCGAUGGUACUAAAGGUUUCUUAAGGGGUGACCAAUAUGCAAUUGCACUGGCCCUGCUUGAUGAAGGUAAAAUUGUUUUGGGUGUAUUGGCUUGUCCAAAUCUUCCUUUGUCAUCAAUAAGCAACCCCAAUGGUAGCUCUUCGGGCAAUCAAGUUGGUGCCCUUUUCUCUGCUACAAUUGGUUGUGGAGCUGAAGUAGAGUCUCUAGAUGGUUCUCCGCCACAAAAGAUUGGUGUUUGCUCUAUUGACAAUCCAGUCAAUGCCUCAUUCUUCGAAUCCUAUGAAAGUGCACACUCCAUGCAUGAUUUGACUAGCUCUAUUGCAGAGAAACUUGGUGUCCUAGCUCCUCCAGUUAGAAUCGACAGCCAAGCAAAAUAUGGUGCUCUGGCCCGAGGCGAUGGUGCCAUUUACUUGCGUUUUCCACACAAAGGUUAUAGAGAGAAGAUAUGGGACCAUGCGGCUGGUUCAAUUGUCGUGACAGAAGCUGGAGGUAUAGUAACAGAUGCGGCUGGAAACGACUUGGAUUUCUCCCAAGGGAGAUUUCUUGAUCUUGACACAGGCAUCAUCGCAACAAACAAGCAGUUGAUGCCAUCACUCCUGAAGGCCGUCCAAGAUGCUAUUAAGGAGAAGAACCAGGCUGCUUCCCUCUUGUAGCAGUUAUAGCGAUCAACAAAAAAUGCUAGUUGCAAUACUGUUUCAUAUUCAUACUGCCAUACAUGCGCCCAGCCUUUUGUUGUGACAUUACAGUUUCAUGUUGUACCACUUAUCAGACUCUUUGCCUCUUGACGAUUAGAUAACCAUUUUUUUUCCUGAACAAUUGAUGUACUCCUUCGCCCGAAAAAACAAAAAAACGUACCACUUAUUAGACUCCCCCGUGUUGCGAAGGAAUA
Molecule: messenger RNA, 1533 nt
Organism: Setaria italica (foxtail millet)
Lineage: Eukaryota; Viridiplantae; Streptophyta; Magnoliopsida; Poales; Poaceae
Product: 3'(2'),5'-bisphosphate nucleotidase
Exons: 8
Coding region: 23-1297 (424 amino acids)
Biological process (GO): sulfate assimilation; phosphatidylinositol phosphate biosynthetic process
Molecular function (GO): 3'(2'),5'-bisphosphate nucleotidase activity
Source: RefSeq, a predicted model, not a curated record